AUGCCGACAGCCACUGUUCGCUCCCAGUGGGCCACGCGCGAUGCUUACUGCACGUCUUGCGCGGCCAAGAAGAGCAUAGUCGCUGUAGGGGCCUCUCAUGGUGACCCGCGCACCCCCAUCUUUGAGGGGUGUUCCCCCUCCCCCCUUCUGCCCUCUGUUGCCUCUGCUGCUGCGGCCAACCUCCUUGCUCUUGAGUCGGUCGGUGCGGCGUCUGCCCUAGCGGGAGACGCCGCCCAGGCAAGGGCAAGGGGAGCAGGGGCACUGGAGGAGCGAGCGGGGGCGGUGGAGGUGGAGGUGGAGGCGGCGGGGGGAGUGGGGGUGGCGGUGGGAGUGGAGGUGGGGGUGGAGGUGUCGGUGGCGGCAGUGGAGGAGGAGGCGGCGGCGGCGGCGGCGGUGGCGGUGGGAGCGGAGGUGGCGGAGGUGGCGGCAGUGGAGGCGGCGGUAGUAACGGAGGCGGCGGAGGCGGCGGGGGGUGGCGGUGGAGCUGGUCCGCGGGUCUACGCAGAGGAGUGGCUCCGGUGGUGGUCCGCAGCCAGCAGCAGCAGCGCGGAUCGUGAGACCCUGUCCCCUCAGCAGCUCCGUGAGUGGUACACUGCACGCCAGCGGGGUGGGGAUUUUGGUCCGAGCACCUACGUCCUGCGCACCGGCGACCGUGCGGGUGAGCAGUGUGGGGGGUGCGCACCCCACCCACGCUGCUUUGGCCGCCUGACGAACGCGUGGCAUCACCAGUUCCCAGAGGCCACAGAGAUCCCUCGCUGGGGCGAGGUGUCUAGGACGGGUGUUGCCAUUUAUGAUCUUGAUUUUGAUGCUAUUCUUUCUGCCAUGUAUGCUGUGUCUAUUAGUGAUGAGGGUGACUGUUACCGGUGUUUCCCCCCCGAUCCGGGCAUUGAGACUGCUGCUCUAGGUAGUCCUCCCGUGUCCUGCGGCUCCCUCUGGCACCCUGUCUGGUCUUUACCUCCCCUCGUUCUCUACGAACUGGUGAGUGGUGCUGACCUACAGGAUGGGGGAGUCCACCAGUUCACUCCUGCGCGUCAGCGGGUGACGCACUGCACAGAGGCCAGCACAGGCAACACCUGGCUAUGUUUACUCGGGCGCCAGCGGGCUGCCCCUCACUCCUCCCAGUUUUCCUCCGACAGAGGCCCCGUUGCAGACGCUUCGAAUGGACGUGUGGGGCCCAGCCCGCGUCCGUGGAAAGGAGGCGGAGAGAGCGCCGAGAGAGUUUCCUCUGGCCUUUUGAGAGCCUACUGCCGCGCACGAGGCAUCCGUCAGACCUUCACGCUUCCGGACUCUCCGCAGCAAAAUGGGAUCGCUGAGCGCCGCAUUGGCAUGGUCAUGGACGUCGCUCGUACGUCUACGAUGCAUGCGGCUGCUCCCCAUUUUCUGUGGCCGAAUUGCGGUGAGGAAAGGUUGGCGAUGCCGUCGGCGUUCCGGGUCUGGGGAUCUCGGGCGUUUGUCCGCGACUUGUCUGCGGACAAGCUGUCCCCUCGUGCUGCUGCUCCUUGCGUCUUCCUGGGGUUCCCCCCCGACGCGCCUGAGUGGCAAUUCUACCAUCCCACCUCUCGCCGUGUUCUGUUCGUCCUCCAGGACGUCACGUUUGACGAGUCGGUCCCCUACUACCGCCUCUUCCCCUACCGCACUCCGUCCCUCCCCCUGCCGCCGCUCCUUCCUUGUUCCAGAUCCCCCUCCGUGUAG
Molecule: messenger RNA, 1692 nt
Organism: Closterium sp. NIES-65
Lineage: Eukaryota; Viridiplantae; Streptophyta; Zygnematophyceae; Desmidiales; Closteriaceae
Source: the annotation of a GenBank genome assembly